Messenger RNA from Meyerozyma guilliermondii ATCC 6260, 1059 nucleotides. Its product is annotated as fungal specific transcription factor domain-containing protein. The transcript has a single exon. Gene Ontology annotation, biological process: DNA-templated transcription. Gene Ontology annotation, molecular function: zinc ion binding; DNA binding. Bases 1 to 1059 code for a protein of 352 amino acids. The record is from RefSeq and is a predicted model, not a curated record. Lineage: Eukaryota; Fungi; Ascomycota; Pichiomycetes; Serinales; Debaryomycetaceae.
AUGGUUAUCUCGCAAUUCUGUCUCGUGAUGGCGGUGGGAUCUGUGUACGAUAAAAAUGCCAUUGUCACAGACGAAUAUCCAGGCUAUCAGUACUUCAGAUUGGCUCUCAAGUAUCUGCACGAAGUUAACUCGAGUUUCUCCUUGAUUGCAAUACAAACCCACAUCCUAUUUGCGUGGUACCUCCUUAUCCUCAAUCAGAAAGGACCUGCUUCAAUUCAUUGUGCGUGUGCCGUUAGAAAGGCUCUCCAUAUCGGCCUUCACAAACCGCCUGAAUCAAACGUCAGUCCAGUAGUAAAGGAACAUAGGUUAAGAACAUGGUGGACGGCAUUUGUUGUGGAAACAUUUUGUGUUUCGCUCUUGGGAACACCGCAGCAUAUAAGUGUAGACCAUGUGGAUGUUCCAUUACCUUCAAACACCCAGCUAGGAACAGAUGAGGAAGGACUCUUUUUCGACCACACUUACUUUACUUUGUACAUCAAGUUGGCACUCAUUACUUCGAAAAUCCUCUCCACCAUCUAUUCCAAAUCCUUCAAUAUCACCAAAGACAUGCUGCAAAUUUUGUGCUUCUUGGAUAGUCUCGAGCAAUUUGAAAAAGAGCUACCUGCUGCUCUUAGAUCCUCACUUGAAACAUUCAUUAUUAAGGAAAGAAAGGAUCUAUCAUUCCUCUUGUUUUACAACCAGACGAUCAUUUUGGCACUGCGCCCAGUGUUUUGGUAUUAUUUCAAUUUAGCUUCUAUUGGCUCCCCAAAAUUCAAUGGCACAAUCUGGUCGUUGCAACCAAUUGUAACAGGACUUGCUGCCGCUAAAAGCCUCAUCAAAAUACUGAAGUUUUGCAAGGAGAAUCAAUUGAUAUCAAAAUUAGGGUUUUACGACCCAAAUCACUUGUAUUCUGCCAUUCUGAUAGUGCUUAUCAGUAACAUAAUGAAGGACCGGAAAGGCUUUUAUGAAAUCUCAGAACCUAUGUCAAUUAUCCAAUUUCAAGCUGAAAGUGGAAAUAAGGCCGCCAGGUCAAUUUGGAAUGACUUGAACUCAUUUUUUCAAACAGCAUCGAUUAAAUAG